Molecule: messenger RNA, 942 nt
Organism: Rhinocladiella mackenziei CBS 650.93
Lineage: Eukaryota; Fungi; Ascomycota; Eurotiomycetes; Chaetothyriales; Herpotrichiellaceae
Exons: 2
Coding region: 1-942 (313 amino acids)
Biological process (GO): U4 snRNA 3'-end processing; rRNA catabolic process; poly(A)-dependent snoRNA 3'-end processing
Cellular component (GO): nucleolus; nuclear exosome (RNase complex); cytoplasmic exosome (RNase complex)
Source: RefSeq, a predicted model, not a curated record
AUGACUGACAGGCGACGAAUUAAUGGGCCUGCGGGUGUCAGCACCCCCCCAAUAUUCGCGCUUUCCCCUCGCGCUGUGAAAUCGCUCACAGAUCGAGUGAGGAAGCCAAAUGAACUGCGCAAGAUCUUCCUUCAAACCGGCAUAGUCCCAAGUGCUGGUGGCUCAGCAUAUCUCGAACUCGAAAACAACAAUGGAUCAAAGCAGACCAUUCUACCCACAGCCUCCACCAUAAAAUUGUCAUGUUCCGUGCAUGGACCAAAGCCCUUACCAAGAACGGCCUCCUUUUCACCAAAUCUACAAUUGACUGCAUCAGUCAAGUUUGCUCCUUUUGCAACUCGUACCCGUCAAGGAUACAUUCGAGAUUCUACAGAAAAAGACCUUGGAAUGCAUUUGGAGAAUGCUUUGAAGGGAACAAUCAUACCAGACAGAUGGCCGAAGAGCGCGAUUGAUAUUGCAGUGACCAUCCUUGAAGCAGAAGACAAUCUGAACCAUGGUGACCGCGUUGCAGGAGUUGGAUUGUUCAAUGUGAUAGCAGGAUGUAUCAACGUGGCCAUGGCUGCCAUUGCCGAUGCCAAAAUCGAUUGUCUGGAUCUAUUGGCCGCUGGAGUGGGUGCAAUUGUCUCGGGCCCAGAUUCAAAGCCUCUGAGAGUUCUGGAUCCUUCUUCCGCUGAACAUCAAGAAAUUCUUGCCAGUUGCUUGGUGGGUUACCUUUCAUCGCGAGAUGAGAUUGUGGAGAUCUGGUCAACUGGUUCUGUGUCAAAACAAGACAUCGACGGAGGAAUUGGCUUUGAAGAGUUAGUGGACAGUGCUGUCGCUGCUUCUCGGGGAGCGCAAACAGUUCUGAAAGAGGUUUUGAUGGAGUCUCUUAUGAGAUAUCAGGUUGGAACAAAGGAAAUUACAGUUACACCCGAUGAAGCGAAUGAUGUUCAGAUGAAGACAUGA